GACUUUUUAACACUUUGGCACGAACUCGUGUUUUUGAGUUAGUUUUGUGCGGUGUUAAACCAAGGUUUUGUGUCGUAACAGAUUAUUCGAGAACGGGCUGUGAUUAGUGUUUGUAGGCUUAACCUAUUAUUAUUACGUAGAUAAUGUUACAGUUACAUACGUAAGGUGGAUGUCUCACAUAAUUUAUACAAAUCACUUUAUAUGUUUCAUGCUAUCUGAGAUUGUAUCAUUCAGGAUAUUUUACCUUGUUGUAAUAGGUAGUCCAACGAUUAGCAGCUUGGCUCGCAAAGCUUCGACUUUCUAUGAUGGCCUGAUCGAUAAAUGACUAAAUACCAUCUAGUAACACCAUUGCUACUAGUUUAGCUAGGAACGAGAUAACUAGUUGCAGUUAUCGAUUUUCAGGCAUGUCAAACAUACCCUAAUGAGUUAAAGACAAUGCUCAGCGUAAGAUUGUUCAGUCACUCAAAUAUUUUUGCUGUGCCUAGAUGCAUCUUGCUUGUUUAAUAUGAUUACUUUGCCCGUUGGUAUUACUAAGUACACUUCACACUUAUGACGUAGGCUAUGUAGAAUAGCGCGAAAGAAUGAUGUUUCAGCGAAUGGAAUUUUUUAGACAUGUAUAGUUUUUAUUGUCCUCACUAAAAUAUCUUAAUCUUUUUUAAUGAUUUAGUGGCUUUUCUCAAGUAUCUUAUUCAAUAUCUUACGAAUAUGUAGGUUGCCUAUCCCUUAGUUAUCAUUCAUGUUGUUUCGCUGAGCCUAGCUUAUAAAACAUCAAGACUUCCGUUUUCUUAUCUACCAUCCUGCUUGGCAGAUGUAUUUUUAUGAGUGUUUUAUUCCAGAGAGUUGACAAGAUGUUAUGAGUCUUCUGUAGUCCUGAACGAGUUGAUACAAUUUCAAGGAGGAAUAUCAGGUUGUUUGUGUAUUAUCUGUCUGACAGGAUUCACUGAGUAUCUUCAGAUGUUUCGUAUUCGCUUGUGACAAACAUAUAAAAAUAUAUGGUCCCACUUUUGAUUCUAACCUUGGGAUCGUUUGUGCAACUACUUUUUGCCAGUGUAAACAAGCUUCAAUGUUUAUUUAGGUUUAGUAUCAGUUUUUAUAUUUUCCAGUCGUAAAAUCAGGCUAACGUGUCUGCGGCGAUAUGACUCAAUCUUAUGUUGUGAUGACCCCAUUCACUUUGGGGAACAUGAAAAUUAUUCGCUUCGAACGUACACACAACUUGGAUGAAAGUAUGGUUCAUCACAUCGCUGGUGGACAACAUUCUGGUAUUAUAAUAAAUAAAGAAUGCAAGUUAAAAAUGGAACCUAUGGAUGUACCAGAAAUGCAGUUGCAAUUUACGUGCAUUAUGUUCAACAAUAGAACUUCUGAAACUCAUGCGGAAAACCGUUGUUUAAAAUUCUGGUUCAGCAAAAGUGCUCAACAAUUUGAUCGUUUGGAUGAGUCAUACGACUUUUUUAGGGAACUUAUUGAUCCUGAUGCAUUUCCAAGGGACUAUGUUGGUUUUCUUAAAAAGGUUCUAAAGCUGAUGCAUGGAAAUCGUUAUCUACGUCUUCGUCGUGUAGAUUUGGACAUUAUACCUUUAGACAAACUGGAACAAGAGUCCUUAGUCCCUGAGAGAGACAAUAAACCAACUGAACAAGUUAUACGUGAAUCGUUGCAGAUGAGAUUAGAAGAAGCUUAUCCUAAUGUUUUAUCCAUGGACGACCUUAUUCGUAUUUUAGAAUGUGAUAAUCGUGCUUUAUUACAAGUUCAAUUGAAUGAAUUAGUCGACCGAGAUUUGAUACAAUUGGUACCACUGGAAGGCAAGCAUGUUGGUCAAUUCGGUUUCCGAAGAAAAAUUCAUCUACAAAAUCAUGUUGUCAGAGAAAUGAAAGGAGCAAAUCAUAUGCAACAAGUAUCCACAUCUGAGAAGCCUACAAUUGCAAUUAUCACUAAUUUGCUUUGUGAAAAAUUAGCUGUAGAUGCAAUGAUGGAACAGAAGACAACAUUUGUUCGUUAUAAAUCUGAGGGUAAUUACAUGUAUAUUUAUACACCCCAAUAUCUUUUCCUUUCUAAUAUUUUAGGUGAAUCACAUGUUUACACUAUCGGGAACAUAGGACCACAUAAAGUCAUUUCCACAAAACUACCUAUGGUUGGACGUGAACUUCAAGCGAAAAUUUCCUCUGGGAGUAUUACAACUCGGCUGCUUGGAGCAUUCCAAGCGGUGCAGCAUGUGUUUCUAGUAGGGGUUGGAGGUAGUGUACCUCACGUGUAUGAAUUUGAAAAACAUUCUCGCCUGGGUGAUAUUGUAGUGAGUGCUGUGGCACGUUCAAGUGGAUUGCAUUCUUCAGCUAUGAACAAUCAUACAAAUCAUUCUGUAUCGAAUGAUGUAGGAGACUCUAUCUACAUUUACUGUGAUCGAUUGAUUGAACCUCCGGAAGAUGCAGUUGAUAUGAAAACGCCAAGAUUUGUUUUAAGAAAGUACGCUGCUCGAGAUCCAACUUUAGUGAGCUGUGUAGAGAAAGUCCUUGAUCGCUUCGAAGCAGCUCCGGAAAAAUGUGAAUGGGAUCAGAUUUUAAAGUCUGCUUUGAUUAUACUAGGUGGAGAGGAUGAUCCCAUUGAUUUUGCUCGACCAUCGCCUGAUACAGACAAACUAAAACUUAAAAUCAACGAAGGUGUAACAUUCGAUAUCAAGCAUCCGGAUGUGCCUGAAGAACUGGCGCGUUUCUACCCACCAGGCGUACCAGCCGUACGCCUUGGUUGUAUGGGAUCUGGCAGACCAGUUACAGAUAAUGACGCAUUGAUGAGUGACUUUGCUAAAGAACACCACCUACUAUGUUAUGAUGCUGAAUACGAUCAAGUUUUGGAGUCCGUCAUGGGAAACGGCCUUGACUCGUUUAUUCUUAUUCGUGGAAUAGCUGACUAUAUGGAAGGGAGACAAGGUACACAGUGGCAACCAUAUGCAGCACUUGCAGCGGCAUCUUUUAUGAAGUCUAUAAUUCUACAACUGCCGCUGAUUCCAAUUAACGAAGACUGAUGGAAAAGCUUACUAUAUCCUAGGAAGUUCUUAUAUGCUUGACAUAAAAACUACGUUAAUUCACCAUACAUCACCUCUUGUACAGUUCGAUAUCUCCCACAGUAUGAUUGCAACAUACAUAACUUUCCAUGCAACUUUAUUUUUCUUCAUCACACAUGUAAACAACUGAAAUAAAUUGCCAUGUAUUGUAUGAUAUAAAUAUAUUUAGUAUCACUAUC
Schistosoma curassoni is the source of this 3228-nucleotide messenger RNA. The record is from the annotation of a GenBank genome assembly. NCBI's taxonomy places the organism in Eukaryota, Metazoa, Platyhelminthes, Trematoda, Strigeidida, Schistosomatidae.